Molecule: messenger RNA, 962 nt
Organism: Sitodiplosis mosellana (orange wheat blossom midge)
Lineage: Eukaryota; Metazoa; Arthropoda; Insecta; Diptera; Cecidomyiidae
Product: BTB/POZ domain-containing protein 3-like
Exons: 2
Coding region: 88-642 (184 amino acids)
Molecular function (GO): protein binding
Source: RefSeq, a predicted model, not a curated record
UGAAAUAAUUAAUUUCUGAUCGAAAGAAUUGAAAUAUUUGAAUUCGAAACAUAAACGUCAAAGCAAUCAAAAGAUUCUACAGAAACAAUGGCCGACAACGUGUUUGACAACCACUUGACUCGGAACAAGUCCGAAAAUUUGUAUUUGGAUUCGAAAACAGCCGACGUGAAAUUUGUGUUCGGCGCUGGAACUGAUCACGUUGAAACUGUCCCAGCUCACAAGAGUAUCCUGUCGAUAGUCAGUCCAAUGUUUGAUAAAAUGUUCUACGGUUCUUUGCCCGAACCGGGUGACGUCCCAAUCGUUGAUGCAUCUGCUGCGGCGUUUAAGGAAUUUCUCCAAUUUUUCUAUUUGAACAAAGUUCAACUCACGCCCGAACAUAUCAUCGAUGUGUCAAAUUUGUGUAAGAAGUACGAGCUAGUGGAGGGGCUGGCAAUCUGUGAAAAUCCAUUGCAAAAGUCAUUCAGCAUCGACGAGAUGUGUUCCGGCUAUGCAUUGGCCAUUCUGCUCGAGAUAACGAACACGAUACAGUUUUGCGAGAAAAAGAUCAAAUUGAAUGCGGAAGCAAUUUUGAAAUCGACCAGCUUUUUGAUUGCAGUUGCGACACGCUCGACAAAAUACUUCAGUUGGUUACACCGGAUAUGAAAUCGGUGAACUGCAGCGCAUCGGCGAUCGUUGACGCGUGCAUGGCCUGGGCCAGAGCCGAAUGUGGAAGAAAGAAUCUGGAAGAAAUCCCAGCAAAUCUUAAGGUUCAACUGAAAGAACUUUGGGCAUACAUUCCAUUUGCUAAAUUGAGCAAAGAAAACUUCGCACAGUUUAUGACCAACUACAAUGGUUUUUUGAACGAGUCAGAUUUUGCUGCAAUUAUUUUGAAGGCCAUUGAACGUGCUAACGUGUUGGAUUGCAACCGCGAAAUUCAAUCGUGCUGCUAUAGUGGACAUAAUAAUAAUAAUCAUAGCUAUGGC